CUAUCACUUAUUUUUUCCCCAAUCGAACACCUUGAAUUUCACCUUAUACUCGCAGACAUUCUCCAAUGGAUUAGGACAAGGGGAAGUCCGUUGCUAUGGGCGAGGUUUGGUUCAAUCGGCGAGUGGACUGGCAGGUGAAACUGGACUGCUAGCUAGUGAAUAGCAGCAGGAUAAGAGUUCAUUUCCAACACUUCUCUGGAAUUUAAAUCGUCCAGGUUCGAGAGAUUGGUGAUUGAAUUUGACUGACUUUUGGAUCGGGGCCCUGAUCACAGGAGGUCCAGGAUGAAUAAGCUACGGCAGAGUUUCCGGCGGAAGAAAGACGUGUACGUUCCUGAGUCCAGCCGACCGCACCAGUGGCAGACGGACGAGGAGGCGGUCCGCAGCGGCAAGUGCAGCUUCGCAGUCAAGUACCUGGGUCAUGUAGAGGUGGAGGAGUCCAGAGGAAUGCACAUCUGUGAGGAUGCAGUGAAGCAGCUGAAGACGGACAGGAAAUUCUUCAAGGGCUUCUUUACUAAAGUUGGGAUUUGUGUUUGUGCAGGGAAGAAGGCAGUGAGAGCGGUGCUGUGGGUCUCAGCAGACGGUCUCCGUGUGGUAGAUGACAAAACUAAGGACCUGAUCCUAGACCAGACAAUAGAGAAAGUAUCGUUCUGCGCUCCGGACAGGAACUUUGAGAGAGCGUUCUCCUACAUCUGUAGAGAUGGAACUACUAGACGCUGGAUCUGCCACUGCUUCAUGGCUAUCAAGGACUCGGGAGAGCGUCUGAGCCACGCAGUGGGCUGUGCCUUCGCUGCCUGUCUGGAGAGGAAACAGAAGAGAGAGAAGGAGUGUGGUGUCACGGCAACCUUCGACGCCAACAGAACCACCUUCACCAGGGAGGGCUCGUUCCGAGUUACCACGGCGACGGAAGCCGCGGAGCGAGAAGAGGCCAUGAGGCAGUUACAGGACAAGAAAGCGGAGAGUGAUGUCAAGUCCGCAAUGCCUCUCUCCUCUGGCCCCAGCGUGGGUGUGGUGAACCUGGCUGUGGCUCCUCUACCAGGGCCCCCGUCCCCCUCCUCCUCUCCUCCCCUGGGCAUGGAGAGCACCCAGGGCCCCCAGGUUAUCCCCCGUAGACACGCUCCAGUGGAGGCCCUGGCCAGACAGGGUUCCUUCAGAGGGUUCCCUGCCCUCAACAACAACUCUUCUCCCUUCAAACGUCAGCUGUCCCUCAGGAUGAACGAUCUGCCCUCUACCAUGCAGAGGAAGUCUGACUUCCCCAUGAAGAACACGGUCCCGGAGAUGGAGGGAGAGGGGGACAGCAUCAGCUCGUUGUGUACCCAGAUAGCCUCAGCCUUCAGUGGGCCUCCUGAAGACCCCUUCUCCCAGGCCCCCAUGCCCCGACCAGCUUCUUCCCCACAGUCACCUGUAGCGCCCCCAGGGGCUCAGAGAGGGAACGGUACCGGUCCUGCCUUUCCUCCUGCUGCUGCUGCUAACUCUCCAGCACUGCCCCCUCCACUACCUGCUCGAGACACUAACCCCUGGGCCAAGCUCCCAAGCCCCCACUGCCAAGCAGGGCAACAUACCUCCUCUGCCUCUUCCUCCACACACCCAGGAGGUGAUUGGACAACCCCAGUGAUUGUAGCUCCACCCUCCACCACGGCGUCCCCAUCGCACCUAUCCCACCGCCGCACGCCGUCAGAGGCUGACCGCUGGCUCGAGGAGGUCACCAAGUCUAUCUGCGCUCUGCAGCCCGCGUCCACACCCUCCUUCCAACAGUUCCUCACCCCCAACCCCCCAGCCGUGUCCACCAUCCCAACCCAGGCAUUCUCAACCACAUUACCCACAGGCCAGCCCUUCUCUGCCCCCAUGCCUGUGCCAUCUGUUGCUCCUGUGGCCUUCAUGUCCUCCCUGCCCCCUCGCCAGCCUGCCCACCCAAUGUCCAACGGGCUGCCCUAUGCCCACCCCAGUGUGCCCGUGGUGGGCAUCACUUCCUCUCAGAUGGUAGCCUAUUUGUUUGGUUCAACCCCCCAGCCCCAGGCGUACCCCGUCCCCCAGUAUGAUCCUUACAACAACCCCCACCAGCAGCCCUCUAUGCCCCUGCCUGUCCACCUCCAGCCACCCAAUGGGAGUGUAGCCUUCAAUGGGGGCGGAGCCGACAACUGGGCCCCUCCCUUCCUGCCCCCUCAGUCCUCCCCGGCCCCUCCCCUGCCCCCGCAGCUCCAACCCGCGGCCGACCCCUUCGAGGCCAAGUGGGCCUCCCUGGAGAGUCAGUCCCGCCAGCACACCACGCCUUCGCCCACUAACCCCUUCUCCUCUGAGCUCCACACAACCUUUGAGAUCCAGCUCUAGAGACUGAGGAGGAGGACUGGGGAGGGGAGGAGGAGGACUGGGGAGGGGAGGAAGAGGACUGG
Molecule: messenger RNA, 2387 nt
Organism: Salvelinus fontinalis (brook trout)
Lineage: Eukaryota; Metazoa; Chordata; Actinopteri; Salmoniformes; Salmonidae
Gene: numb
Product: NUMB endocytic adaptor protein
Exons: 12
Coding region: 283-2325 (680 amino acids)
Molecular function (GO): cadherin binding
Source: RefSeq, a predicted model, not a curated record